Messenger RNA from Schistosoma bovis, 4062 nucleotides. Lineage: Eukaryota; Metazoa; Platyhelminthes; Trematoda; Strigeidida; Schistosomatidae. The record is from the annotation of a GenBank genome assembly.
GUGGAGGUAGAUCUGACCCUGACCUAGCUUUUCAUCUAUCCUGACUUUUAAAGCUUAACAGUUAUCUAUGCUGGACAUGUCGAAUCUUCCAGAUUACAAGAUAUAAAAACAUUCAAGAAGACUAUUAAACUGACUAGAUCGAGUGCAGUCAAGUAGCCAGAAUACUGCCCAUUGGACGUUAUUAAGGACCUUGAACGGUACCACAACACCAAGGAGUGAGCUCCGUAUGAGAUUUUCUCAGGUGUUUACAUCUAAUGUCAGAACUGUUAUUAUUGGACCUCCUGGUUCAGGAAAGGCUACCAUCUCUUUGCGUUUACAGAAAGACUUUGCUUUGAAAUAUAUAUGCUGUGGCGAUAUGCUAAGAAACCAUGUUGCUUUAAAAACAGAUAUUGGGAAGCAGGUAAGCAGGUUUGUCCAGAAUGGUUCACUUGUUUCGGACAGUUUAGUCACUAAAAUGAUGAUUGCUGAGUGUCAAAGUUAUGCAAGCGAUAACUUACUUAUUGAUGGAUUUCCGAGAACUAUGAUACAAGCUGAAGACGUUCAAAAACAACUUCCUGUCAGCUGUGUUCUUUGCUUAGAUGUACCCUUUGAAGAAAUCAUAAAUAGAAUCAGUGGGAGAUACACUCAUGUCCCAAGUGGUAGGACGUACAAUGAUAAUUUUAACCCUCCGAAACGCAAAGUUAGUAUGAUAUGACCUUGUAAACUAUAUUACUUGAUAGCUUUUACUCAUUGCUAUUAUAUUGUAUCUUAACAUUUAAUUUUUGUGACCAAUACGGCUUGGAUCUUUAAUACCUUUGGGUGUACUGGUAAGUUGUGUGCAUAAUGAAUUUCCCGUUUUGAUCAUCAUCGUCCAUGUAGAUUUAAGUUCAUUAGUACUAACUUUUGCAGAUUUUCCGUUCUUAUGAGUUCAGAAUCAACCGUAAGUUUAUUUCGUCUCGUUUUCAAGAGGGUUCGGUAAAAACACUGGUUAGUCUCUUUCCCUGAGCCAUGAAUAAUUGGGCUGGAAACAGUACACAAACAUUCACUAGGCAAGUGAAUUACGUCAUGAUGCUGCCACAAAAUCAUUACAGUCUACACGGUCAGUUGGCAAGUCGAGCUGAUUAGGAUGUGUAUUACAUAUGCUCAACUAUCAUGCUUACUUUAAAUACGUUGAAAGCAACUUAGGGAUAAUCAAACUAAGACAGCCUUAGUUCAUGAAGCCAUUGAUUGUUGGUUGAUUCGGACUACCUGAUUGAGGUGUGCGUGAUAACUGCGAUCAGUGGUUGGAGACUUUGGGCAAUAAGAUGUUGCAUCGUCCAUAAUUGUACAGAUGCGUUCACUGCUUAUCUUCUUGGUCUUGAGUCCCAGGAUCUAUACAUACAUGCCUUUUCCACUCUGUCUAUCAGGGCCAUAUUCUUAUUCAAUCUGUCACCGUAAGUAUCAUAUUAUUUCGAUCGCUUUGGCUGUUCAUCUUAGUUUCAUGUUUUCGUAAUAUUAUGGUAAGACAACUGGGGCCGAUAUACAUCUUUGCCAGGUUCUACGUUGAUAGUGACUGACUGACACUUAGUACUAGAAUCAAUUAUCUUCCUGUUAGUUCACCACCUUUAUAAAGCGUUGGAGAGACACUAGAGAGUUAGAGACACUAAAUAAUAUGCUUAGAUUUGUCGGUUGUAUACUUCUAAAUCAGUUAGGCGUUAAGGUACAACAAUCCUUCAGUAGGUUCAUCGAAAUUAAUGACGGGAAGUCUCACUAUAAAGAUUUUCUUCCUAUGUCUUGUUAUGUGGCAUUUUACUCAUUGAUUUAUAUUACUAACACUUGUGAGAUAAAAUGCUACUACUUCUCACUGUAUAUUGAUCAUACCAUUACCAUAAAAUUUUGGGAGUUUUAAUUUUUUGGUAAUUUUAACAAUUCUAGAAACAUACCAUUAUGUGCUUGCUGCUAUUUCGAUGUCAAAAAAAUUUAGUGGGUGUAUUUAGCAAUAUUAUAAGCGUCUUGGAUCCAACUCAUUUAGUGAGCUCAAACAGUAUUUAUUUCUGCGUAUUUCUGUCACUUAGUGAUGAGCAGUCUUUCCUUUACUUGUAUGUAAGGUUAGCCAAAUUUAUGUUCGAUCUUCCUAAAUAUAGCCACUGCUUUGUGGAAAAAUGUAUGUUAGUUGGGGGUUGAAUUUAAGCUUUACAAGGACAAGAUAAUUACUAUUGUCAUUCACAAUUGUCAGCUUAAGCUUAACAGAUAAGAUGUUGAAACAAGUCAUCCAAUAUAAAUGUGUUACAGUUCCGUUGCAGUCAAAACCGUGCUGUGUUUACGGGGGGUUUGUGUUUAUAUUUGCGUUCGUCCCCAAUGUCCUGUGUUCAUAUUGGAGAAAUAUAGUCAUCAGUUUAUAACUUAAUGUAACCCAUGAACCAUCCUCUUUUAUCACUACUUUUAUUUUGAAAAUAGGGAUUUGAUGAUGUGACUGGAGAACCUCUAAUACGCAGAGAUGAUGAUGACCUGAUAACUGUUCGUAAACGUUUGGAUGUUUAUCAACUUUCUACUUUACCAUUGCUUGAUUAUUACGGAAAACAGAAGAUUUUACAUAUAUUCCAUGGAUGUCGUACAAAUGAAAUUUGGCCUCAAGUGUAUAAGAUUUUCUCUCAAUUUGUUAAACCUAUACAGUGUACUGAAUAUGAUACGAAUUAAUGUUUCUUUAUUGUCAUUAUUAUCACACUCCUAUUUUAGUAUUAUCGUAGUUGUACUUUUUAGAUUUAUUUGCAUAAGACUCUAAUCGGAUAGUUCUUCGUAUUAUUAUUGUCAAGUAAAAGAUGUAGCUGAUUUCUAUGCAUUAGUAUUAACGAAAAUAGCAUGUUGAUUGACCACUGAUGUACAGUAAUACAAAAUAUGGUCGAAUGAUGUUUGUACGCAAAACUAAAUUCUUGACGUCAGUCCCUCUUGAAAAAUUACUAGUCAGAAGAAUGAGGUUGUUUUCAUGUAAAAAAAAAUGAAAUGCUUGUCGGCAAAAUAUCAACACAAAGAUGGUGUAAUAUAACGUGAAAGAUUCGGAAAAAAUCAGCUUGUAAGUCACGUUCUAAUCGAUUAGGCGUUGACUGUUAAGCUGGUUGCUUGACUAUCGUAUAACUGCUAAGUUCAACUUCAGUAAAUUUGUUAUUUUUUUUAAUAAGCUGUAUGUAACAUAGUUGACGUCGACAAAUAAAAUAGUUUAUGAAAUCGUAAUCAGAAUAAUAGUUGGGAAUAUAGGUCAAGUUAUAAAUCGCAAAUACAGUGUGGUUUAAAAAUAUAAGUAGGUGUUAAGAUCAUCUAAACUGAGAGGAAGAAAGUUAUUAAUUGUUCAUAAGAAAUUUUAACCUUUAUUUGAGAGCAUAGUGAGGGGAAGAAGGCGACUCUCUUGUCUAACAUAUUUUGACGACAUUGGAGUAUUUCAUCCCUUUGGAGUGAAUCGAUUGUCGUGAUCCUCUUUGGAAAUGGCUUGCAUGAUGUAAGUGCCGGUCAUCAGGUGCAUUUUUGAUACCAGAUGCGUCUGAAGUAGUUGCUUUUCACUCAAUAUGCCGAUUGUCCAAAGUGCUUGGAAGGUAGUCUCACGGAAAGUAAAUCUCAAUUCGUUCUGGUCGUGGGUGUAUUGGUUGUACCUUUGACUUUCGCCAAAUUCCUAAGCAUCAAGUAUUUCAAUGAAAUAGUUUUUGUAUCUUUUAACAUUAGGACUCCAUUAAGCUCAUGAUAUACUUUCAGCUUACUUCAUAGAGGUGUUUGAGAUGUUUAUAAACAUUUAAAAGCUGUUCGUAAGAAUACCUGGGGUAACGUGAGGAAUUAUUAUUACUUCUCAAUUGCUGCAAAUCAGUUAUUCGGUCCUAACGUCCCAUCGACAACAGCUUAAAAAUAAUUCUCACUGAGGUAGGGCAAUGUGGUUAGACAGUUUGAGCUAAGAAGAGUUAAAGAGAGGUGGCACACAUCUUUGUAUAUUGUUGACUGAAUUCGUAUAUUACGAAGCCCUUAUACCCACUUUUUAUUCAUGUUAAUAUAACUUGUGUUAUUAAUAUUUGUUUUUUAAUCAAACAGUCGGACAAGAGUGUCUCCGUUUACGUGAUUUAGCCU